Colletotrichum aenigma is the source of this 9612-nucleotide messenger RNA. It is a transcript of the gene AFT9-1, whose product is annotated as Highly reducing polyketide synthase AFT9-1. The record is from RefSeq and is a predicted model, not a curated record. Gene Ontology annotation, molecular function: phosphopantetheine binding; fatty acid synthase activity; oxidoreductase activity. The coding region runs from base 1 to 9612 and encodes 3203 amino acids. The transcript has 8 exons. NCBI's taxonomy places the organism in Eukaryota, Fungi, Ascomycota, Sordariomycetes, Glomerellales, Glomerellaceae. Gene Ontology annotation, biological process: secondary metabolite biosynthetic process; fatty acid biosynthetic process.
AUGGGUGCCACUAGCCAAAUUGCCAUCAUUGGAAUGGCCUGCCGUCUCCCUGGAGGGGCUGACAAUCCAGAAAGCCUAUGGUCUAUGCUAGCUGAAGGCAGAGAUGGACGAAAAGAAAUUCCAAAGGAUCGAUGGGACUGGAAGUCUUUCUACCACAAGGACACAAACGCCAAGGAGGCCAUCAACUUCAGCCAUGGAUAUUUCCUGGAUCAGGACAUCUCGGCUUUUGACGCCCGAUUUUUCGGUGUUCCUGGGGCAGAGGCUCCGGGAAUUGAUCCUCAGCAAAGGCUUCUGCUGGAGGUCACGUACGAGGCAGUCGAGAAUGCCGGCAUCCCGAUCGAAGACCUUCGUGGUUCAGACACUUCGGUUCACAUGGCCAUGUUUGCUCGAGACUAUGACAGAAUGGGAUAUCGAGACACGUCUCAAAUGCACAAACAACAUAGCACAGGGUCAGGUGACGCCAUUCUAGCCAACAGGAUCUCGUACUUGUUGGAUCUCAAAGGCACCUCCAACACCUUAGAUACAGGAUGUUCCGGCGGCCUUGUGGCGGUGCACCAAGCGUGUCGUACUUUGAAGGCAAACGAAGCUUCGAUCGCCCUUGCAGGGGCCAGCCAACUGCUUUUGACCCCCGACCAGUCGAUGACCAUGUUUAACCUCACCAAUAAAGAUGGGAGAUGCUACACGUUUGACGAUCGUGGCGCCGGCUAUGCGCGAGGCGAGGGACUUGGCGUUCUCGUCUUGAAGCGGCUUGAGCAGGCUAUCGCCGACGGAGACGCCAUUCAUGCGAUUGUCAUGGAAUCAGGCUCUAAUCAUGAUGGCAAGACAGGUGGAAUCUUCUUGCCCAACUCGGACGCACAAGAGUCUCUAGCCCGCAGGGUCUACGCGAAUGCUGGUCUGGAUCCUCGAGAGACUCUGUAUGUGGAGGCCCACGGAACCGGGACUGCGGCUGGUGACAAUGCCGAAGUCUCGUCUAUAUCCAAGGUCUUUGGCCGUGAGGCAGGCCGCAAGUCUGACUUGCCCAUAGGCAGUAUCAAAGCCAACAUAGGCCACCUGGAGUCGUCCAGCGGCAUAGCCGGCAUGCUGAAGGCUAUAAUGGUGUUGAAAAAGAACCAGAUUCCUCCGCAGCUGAACUUAAUCAACCCAAAGCCUUCGCUUCAUCUCGCGGAAAGGGGCAUCAGAAUACCGCUGAAGCUCGAACCUCUUGCACCCAAAGAUCACACUGGACCCAGACGCGCCUCUCUCAACAGUUUUGGGUACGGCGGGAGCAAUGCCCACGUAAUUAUUCAGGCCUAUGACCCUACCCCUAUAUCCAAUGGAUUCUCCAACGGCGUCAACGGAGUGGGAAAACCGCACGAAACACCCCAGAGACUUGUUGUUCUUUCCGCAAACUCAGAGUCGUCACUCAAGGGUGUAAUCGUCAACUUGCGGCGAUGGCUGGGAUCAGACCUGGGACGUUCGACAUCCUUUGACGACCUGGUUUACACCUUGAACGUCCGCCGUUCAAAGCUUCCCUGGCGCUGCAGUGCCAUCGUGUCCAACUCCGAAGAGCUUGAAAUGGCCAUGGGAGAUCCGAGAGUACCCCUGGUCAAGUCUGCACAAGAUGUCGGGGUCGCCUUUGUUUUCACCGGUCAAGGAGCCCAGUGGUUCGCCAUGGGCCGUGAGCUUUUGUCGGGGUCAAAGGUGUCCCAAGACUCGCUGGCCGCCUGCGACCGAAUCUUGAAUGAUCUUGGUUGCGACUGGAGCCUUUUCAAUGAGCUGUCGCGCGACAUGAAGACAACACGCCUCGGUGAUAGCAGAUUUUCGCAGCCAUCUACAACGGCGAUCCAGAUUGCACUUGUCGAUCUACUCGGUAGUUUCGGCAUUCAUCCCCAGGCCGUCUGUGGCCACAGCUCUGGGGAGAUCGCCGCCGCUUAUGCUGCGGGUGCCCUUUCGAAGGAGGACGCUAUCUCGGUUGCCUACAAUCGCGGCAUCUGGUCCGCUGAAGCCAGAAGCCUCAACGCAACAGCUGGUACGAUGCUGGCUGUGGGGGAAGGGGAAGACGCCGUGCAGAAGAGAAUCAACUCGCUCAGCCGGGGCAGCAGCAAGAUUGUGGUGGCUUGUGUGAACAGCCCCGAGAGCACCACAAUUUCCGGAGACGUGGAGGCGAUUGAAGAGCUCCAAGCCAACCUGGAUGCUUCAUCUGUCUUCAACAGACGUCUCAAAGUGGAUUCAGCCUACCACUCUCAUCACAUGGAGACGGUGGCCGAUUCCUAUCUGUCGUCCUUGGCCGGUAUGUCUGGGAAUGCCCCCAACGAGAAGAUUGCUUUCUAUUCUUCUGUCACCGGUAACCGGAAACUCUCCGACUUUGAACCUUCUUAUUGGGUUUCCAACCUGGUGUCUCAAGUCAAGUUCAGCGCGGCGUCACAGUCGGUUGCAGAGCACCUCUCGACCGCUGAUUCUACAGCCAGCAACAUCCUCAUUGAGAUCGGACCGCACUCCGCACUCUCCGGGCCGCUGAGACAGUCUCUGGGCGGUUUCAAGACCUCUUCGGGAGCAGCUUUCAAGUACACCUACCUCCCUUGCCUGGUCCGCAACGAGAGUGCUACGAAGACUAUCCUGGCCUUGGCUGGUAGGGCUUUUGAGGCCGGACACUCGACCAAGUUAGAUGCGGUGACAAACAUGGACAGAGAGCUUACCUCAAAGCCUCGCCAACGAGUCGUCGACAACCUUCCAGCAUAUCUGUGGGAUCACAGCUCUACAUACUGGCACGAGUCGAGGCUUAGCAAGGAAAACCGCCUGCGCCCGUUCCCUCGCCAUGAUCUUCUCGGACUGUACGACAUCCACAGCUCCGCCAACGAACCUCGAUGGAGACACCACGUCAGCAUUGAAUCCCUUCCAUGGCUGAAGGACCACGUUGUAGAAGGCUUCAUCAUUUUCCCCGGCGUGGGCUACUUGAUAAUGGUCAUCGAGGCCAUGAAACAACUAGCGUAUUUGCGGAAGACCCCAGGAAACGUCAAAAGCGUCAAUUUUCGCGAUGUCUCCUUCGCAAAGCCGGUCGUGGUUCACCAAGUGGGCGAGAACAAGAGUCGCGAAGUUGAGAUGCAGCUUGUCAUCAGCCCGCAGCGUCAGCACAUGGCCAGUACGUGGGAGUCUUUCCGCAUCCUGUCCUACGAUGCUGAAAACGACCUCUGGACCGAGAACUGCACUGGUAAGGCUUCCUUGGACAUCGAACUCGGAGCGGCACAGCCUGCAGUCGAGGAAGUUCUCGGAACCAGCGACGAUGGCCUCGGUCACCUCACAAAGUCGGCGGCGGCGGCCGUGUUAGAGGACGUCAGGGCCGCCUGUCUCGAGCCGAUCGACACCGCGAAGGUAUAUCGUGAGCUUGCGGCAUCCGGGAACGAAUACGGUUCCAGCUUUCAAGGACUCAAAGAUAUUCGCGUUUCCAAGAACCACGGCUUCGCCAAAAUCGUCAUCGACGAUGUCGCGAAACAGAUGCCGGCCGAAUACAUGCAGCCGCACACCAUUCACCCCACAGCCUUCGACGCGAUCAUCCAACUCGGAGCCGUGGUUUUCCGCCGCGAGUGCGUCGUCGCCCCGAUAAUGCCCGUGACGCUCGGCGAGUUGUCUAUUGCUCUCGACAUGGGCAGCAAGCCCGGCUCUGAGAUAUUUGUGGCCCUACACUUGGUUCCGGAAAGCCGACGGGAAGCGGUCGUCGACUUCUGCGCGUAUCAACAACUUGAGGAUGGGACUUUCCGACCUGUGGUCACGAGCAAAGACAUCCGCCCACAAGCCGUUGGCAAUGCCGAUUCAAGCAACAAUCUUUUUCACCAGAAAACGAGCUACCUGGUGGAAUGGAAGCCCGAUGUCGACUAUAUCACACAAACCGGUUUCAUGGACCAUCUUUCCAGCCGCGAUCUCUUCGACGUCGGGUACGGGACGAUCAGAACGCAGCCUGCCGAAGAGCAACUGCACCUCAACGAUCAAGUCGCGUCAAUCUUCAUCCGCAGAGCAGUUCAACGUCUACGUCAAGACCAAGUCUCCGAGGCAAGCAGUCCUCAUCUGACGCAGCUCCUCGACUGGAUGCGCAGAUGGGACGAAGUCGACGCGAGACCGCUUCUGGAAGGGAUGACCCCCGAGAAAGAGGCUGAGACCAUAGCACAGGCCAGUGAUUCCAACAUCUUGGGCCACACCUUGACCCGUCUCGGGCCGCAGUACAUCGACAUACUUAUGGGUAGGGCAGAACCUCUCGAGCUUCUCGUGGAAGACAACCUGCUCGGGCGGCUGUACUCCGACUACGCCCCGUUCAGCUGCCACUAUGCACAGAUGGGCGAGUACAUGCAGACUCUCGUUCACAAGGAUCCCAACAUGAAGAUUUUGGAGAUUGGUGCUGGUACCGGCGGCGCUACGAUGCCGCUGAUGGAGAAGAGCGAGCGCGACGGCCAGCUUCUCCUGGCGAACUACACAUACACCGACAUAUCUUCGGGAUUCUUCGAGCGGGCGCGUGCGAAAUUCAGCAAGUGGGCAGACAAAAUCGACUUCAAGACGUUGGAUAUCUCAAGCAACCCGCUUUCUCAGGGGUUCACUGCCCAAAGCUUUGAUCUCAUCGUUGCCUCCAUUGUGUUGCACGCGACACCUUCUAUGGAUGACACGAUGGCCAACGUGCGCAAGCUGCUGAAGCCGGGUGGUCGGCUUGUCCUCAUGGAGCUCACGCGUCUCUAUGCCGCCCACAACGGUAUCUUCGGCACACUGGAGGGCUGGUGGUUGUCUCAAGACGGACGAAAGGACGGGCCAGUCCUCACCACUCCUAAGUGGGACAGUCUCUUGAAGCGCCAUGGCUUCAGUGGCACCGACCUGGCCAUUCCAGCUCAUCUUGGCCGUUCCAGGGAUAUCAGCACUUUUAUCGUCAGCAAAGCUGUUAAUUCUACGGACACCAGCUUGAGAGCUAGUGUGAUGCUCAGGCAUUCAGACCCAACUCAAACUGCUUUCCAGGAUCUCCUUUGCAAGUCCUUGCUUCAGCAAGGCGUUGAGUGCAACCAGGAAGUCUCGAUAAAGACUGGCGCUCCCGUGGCCGACAAGGUUGGCGCAGAAUCAGACCGAUUGUUGAUAGUUCUCGACCCCGCCUCUCAUCCUGUCCUCCUAGAUCCCAAGGACGAAACCUUCGAGUGGACUAAGCAAGUUCUGCUUCAGACCAAGAACAUCUUGUGGGUCGGCUUCCAAGAUACUGAAGCCUCGGUUGAGAGCGAAUCCCGGAAGAACAUCGUCAAUGGGCUGGCUAGGGUUUUCAGGCGCGAGAACCCCGGCAUCCAACUCAUCACGGUCGAUGUGCAGCAACAGAUUCAACCCUCCAGCGAAGACGUACAUCACGUCGUUAAAGCCCUAACAGACUUCGCCAUUUCGUCGUUCUGGUCAAAUUCGGGAGGAGCGGUAGAAACAGAAUACGCCAUCCGCGAUGACAAACUCGUUAUUCCCAGGAUUGUACCCGACAUCCGCUUCGCAGACUUCGUCGAGAGCUCCAACGAUGAAAGUCACGAUGAGGAAGGCUCCAGAACACUCGUGGAUUGGAAGUACUUCGACGACAGCCGGCCUCUGAUGUUUGACGUUCGGGUGCCCGGUUUGCUCAACACCAUCCGCUUUGUGGACAACGACAAGAUGAGCGAACCCCUGGGUCCCGAUCAGAUCGAGGUCCAAGCUCGCGCAUACGGCCUCAACUUCAAAGACGUUUUCAUCGCGUUGGGCCAGAUGGCCCCCGGCACUGCAAUGACCGGCGAGGUUGCCGGUGUCGUUACCGCAGUCGGUUCAGAUGUCCAGUCGUUGUGGAAGCCUGGCGAUAGAGUCGUCGGUCUGAUGGUGGCGGCCUUUGGCAACCGGGUCCGCGUCAACAGCAACGGAGUUGUCGCGAUACCCGACUCCGUCAGCUUCGUCGACGCCUCGUCCGUUCCCAUCAUCUACUACACGGCCUGGUACUCUCUCACGCACUGUGCCCGGCUCGAGAAAGGCCAGAGUGUGCUCAUCCACGCGGCCUCGGGAGGUGUCGGCCAAGCUGCCAUCCAGCUCGCGCAGCUGGUCGGGGCCAACAUCUUCGCCACCGUGGGCAGCAUCGCCAAGAAGAAGCUCAUCCAGGAUCGAUACGGUGUGCCGGAGCACCAGAUAUUCUCUUCACAUUCUAGCCAUUUCAAGAAACACAUCAUGGAAGCGACGCAGGGCGCAGGCGUUGAUGUCGUCCUGAAUUCGCUCUCCGGCCAGCUCCUGAUGGACAGUUGGGACUGCGUUGCCCCGUUCGGCACGUUUCUCGAGAUCGGCAAGGCGGAUAUAUACGCACGCAGCCAGCUGAACAUGGCCAACUUCGAGAAGCAGGCGACCUUUGCGGCCGUGGACACCUCGCACAUGUACCGGCUCCGUCCGGAGUACAUGACGCGAGGGCUCAAGGAGAUCUUCGACAUGAUCGAAAACGGUCUGUUGAAGCCCGUGUACCCGGUCACCACGUACGACAUGAGUCGCAUCGAGGAAUGUUUCCGUCUCAUCGCGACGAGGAAGCACAUCGGAAAACUGGUGUUGGUGGCCGAUGAGAACACCAUUGUCCAAGCAACCAAGCCGAAGCCAAAGCAGCUUCGGUUGCAUCAAGAGGGGACGUAUGUCAUCGGCGGUGGUUUCGGCGAUCUUGGAAAGAAGAUGAGCAAGUUCCUGGCCGAGAAGGGGGCAGGACACAUUGUUGCACUGACACGACGAGACGUCGACGCUCAGCAACGGGCGCCAUUCGAAGAGACCAUCGUCAGGCUGGGUGGUAGACUUCACAUCGUCAAGUGCGACAUCACAGACGAGAGAAGCACGCUUGCAGCCAGGGAAGAGAUUCGCAAGCUACCACCGGUCAAGGGCGUCAUCCAGGGGGCACUAGUUCUUUGCGAUCACCCCCUCGAGUACAUGAAACUUGAAGACUGGAGGACAGCCGUGGAUCCCAAGGUCCAAGGCACUCUCAACAUGGACAAGGCGUUCUGCUCCCCUGAGACGACCGACUUCUUCAUCAUGCUCUCCUCCGUCACGAGCAAGAUCGGCUUGACCACCCAGAGCAACUAUGCGGCAGGCUGUGCUUUCCAAGACGCCUUCGCGCAAGCUCACGCCUCGAGUGUGGGAGCUUCGGGAACCACCCACUACAUGACCAUCAACGUCGGCGCCGUCGAAGGCUCAGAUCAGAUCGCCCGCGCGAGCAGCGACUUCAUCCGGUACGGCGGCUCGGUCACGCUCGACGAGUUCUUCGCCACGCUCGAGUACGCCAUGGGUGACCAGUCUCGGAUCGAUGGCGCUUCGCAGUGCAUCAUGCCCUUCGACCGCGACUCGAUGGAAGACGGCAUGGGACCGGAGGUCCUCAACGACCACCUCUUUGAUCACGUUCCCAGCAAGAGAAGGCGCGGCGGCACGGCCAACAACACCAAAGUCGACAACGCGAAGCCCAGCGCGACCCAGGCGGUCCAAGAGGUCGAGACCGUUGCGGAGGCCGAGGAGAUCGUCAAGCAGGCGCUGCUCGACAAGUUUGCCGCGUUCUUGGGCGGCGAGGUCCCGGACGACCAACCCGUCGCGACGCUCGGUUUGGAUUCUUUGGUUUCCAUCGAACUCAAGAACUGGGUUCGACACACCUUCCAGGCGCCGUUGCAGACAUCCGAGUUGAGUGGUGCACGAAGCAUCAUGGCGCUCGCCAACCUCAUCGUAUCGAGAAUGGAGUUAAAGUGCAGGGUCAAUGGCAAGACGGCCGCCGGCAAUGGUGACGCCAAUCAUCACGGCGGUCAAGAUGACACGAGCCUCGAAGCCUCAGGUGAACAUGCCAGUCAGCAUGGAUACGACUGUUGCAAGUUGAGCGCAGAUCUGCCUGUCCAGCCAAUUCCCGAGUUGGACGACGCUCUCGAUUUCUGGCUCGAGGCGAACGAGCAUCUCUACGACCCUGACCAACUUCUCGAGGUCCAUCAAGACAUCGAAGCCCUCCGAGCCCCCGACGGCCCUGCUCGACAGAUUCUUGACGGCUUGGUCAAGGAGCAUGGCCAUGACAAGAGCAAUGGCUGGUUGAACGAGAUCGUCACGGACGCUCGCUGGCUGUGCAGGAGGUCCCCAAUCGCCCCGUAUGCCAGCACUAUGGGCGGACACCGCGACGCGAAGACUCCUCAGUCGCAGGCCGAGCGUGCCGCCACCAUCAUCGCGUCUUCUUUGUCAUUCAAGCGGGCCGUCAAGGCCGGAAAAGUCAAGCCCCUCGAGGUCGCGGGCAGACCAGAGUGCACGUGGAGAUGGGGCUGGCUGUUCAACUCGAUUCGUAUACCACAGCUCAGGUGCGACGCGAUGAAGAGCUUCGACUCGGACGAGAAAGACGCCCUCGAUCACAUCGCCGUCCUGAGAAGAGGCCACUUGUUCAAGGUCAUGCUCCAGGACCGGGACGGACAAGACUUGUCAUUCUCUGAUCUGGUGGCGACCUUUGAAGAAAUCGUCUCAAAGGUUGGUCAGGACCACCUCUGGACUAGCAUCCUGACCACAGAUGAUAGAGACUCGUGGGCUGUUAUGCGAGAAAAGCUGGCGACGGCGAGCGCUGCCAACGCAGAGUACUUCCACGCCAUCGACUCUGCAAUGUGCGUUCUAUGCCUGGAUGAUGGCUCCCCAGAGACUAGCGAGGAGAUUGCUCGACAAGGCUACAUCGGCGACGGAUCCAACCGCUGGUUCGACAAGGUGUUGCAGUUCUACGUGACAUCCAACGGCCGCUCCGGCCAGAUCACCGAGCACGGCAUCAUCGACGGCACGACCCCCGCCCGUCUUCUGGAAUGGCUCUCGGCUGCCAUGGACAAGCCAUUGCCCGAGAGCCCAGCCAGACUGAACGGAAACUUCUCGUCCCACAUUGCGCUGCACGAGUUUGUCCUCGAGACGACGCCCGAGGUCGAGAACCGGAUCGGGCUCGUGAGAAAACAAUACGUCAACAACACCUCAGUCGCAACCUACGUCCGAGAGGAGCUCACCGAGUUCGGGACCGACUUCCUCGUACGGUCCAGGGUGUCGGCCAAGGGCGUCGUGGACAUCACGUUCCAGCUCGCGCUGCGCCUGUUCUUCGGACACAACGUGCCGUCCUGGGAACCCACCAGCGCCGCGCACUUCCACACCGGCCGAUCCGAUGCUGUUCAGAGAGCGGUCCCGGCCGUCGUUGCCUUCUGCGAUGCGGCCGCGCAGGCGUACCGGCACCAAGAGGAGUCCGAGCAGGCGGGGAGACUAGCCGCCCUGUUGUCGGCCGCGACGAAGAAGAUGAACGUCGACAUGCAAACCAUGUUGAACGGCCGGAGUUACUUGCGCCUCUUCGAGGUCCUAAGCUACCUCUGGCCCGCCGAGGCCAGCAGCACGCCCAAGCCACGCUUUUUGGGCGAGCAUGUCUUCUUCGGCAGGCCUCACCCGCCCGUCUUUGCCCAGAGCAACGGCUUGGAGGGAGACAUCAUGUUCCAAGACUUUGUGCACCUCAUGGCGGAUACUGACGGGUUUUGGUCAAUCUUGGUCCCGGAGAAGGACAGAAUUCGCUUUUCCUUGACAGGCGGCUCGCAGGAGCGGACUCGGGCGUUUGUUAAGGAGCUUAGAUGUGCCGCAAGAAUUGUGCGCGGCAUUCUUCAGGGGGUUCAGUAG